UGCAAAGAACAGCUACAUAUACUCUUCAGUGAAGAGUCUUCACCAAUCAAAGGCAUUCACGAAAAAUCACGAAUCACUGUGAUUGGAAACGAACCUGAUCGAAGUAACAGAGUUCUAGCCAUCACUACAACAAUUACUUGCGUGAUUUUUAUUUGGCCUAACUACAAUUUAAAUAUAUAUCGUAACUCAAUGUGUUAAACAAUUACCUAAAAGCAACUAAAUUAUAUCCGCAUACAACAUUUAAUCCGUGACAAAUAAUUAACAUUAAUUACCAAUAACAACAACGUCAAAGAGGAAAUAAAAAUUGUAAUAUUCAAUUUCUAUGCACCUACUGAUUAUACGUGGCUUCGAAUUAAUAGUAAAUUUAUAGUAGAGUUCGCCAAAUUAUUUUGAACAAUCGCAUAUUGUUCAAAGAAGGGUUGGGGGUCCAUGAACACCAACAUACAAUUAAUUUAAAAAAUAUCUAAUUCACCGGAUGCGUACAAUUCACGAAGAAUGGUUUUAACACGCAUAGCUAGAUUUCGAAUUCCUUACGUAUCAGUACAGCCGUUAUUGUAUCGCAGAAAUUAAAUCGGUAAAACAUACAUUACUAUUCAUACACACUGAUGUACACAUUACAUACGUUUUAUAUGUACAAGAUAUAACCUAACAACAUGUUGACCCAAUCGAAAUAACAUCUUCGAGCUGCUUUAUAUGUAUAUGCAAAUAUCAUAUUAAAAAAAAUACAAAAACUGAAAUUUUUGUUGAUGGAAGGUUUUUCUGUAUAUCUAAAUGAAAUAUAAAUCGUCAAAUAUGGCAGAGAAUACGGCAUCACAAAAUUUGCUAUUUAAAUGACCCUGAUGAUUUACCAGGUUUAGCACAUUUUUGUGAACAUAUGCUAUUCUUAGGAACCGAAAAAUAUCCAGAAAAAAAUGAAUAUAAAAGAUAUUUAUCACAACAUGGUGGUUCAUACAAUGCAGCAACGAACAUGGAUCACACAAAUUAUUACUUCAGCAUACAUUCAGAAAACUUAGAAGGGGCAUUAGAUCGUUUUGCCCAUUUUUUUAUAGCACCACUUUUUACAGAAGCUUUAACUGACUUAGAAUUAAAUGCUGUUCAUUUGGAACAUGAAGCCAAUCUCGCAAAUGAUACAUGGCGUGCUAUUCAGUUGGAAAAAUCAUCUGCAAAUCCAAGUCAUCCUUUCACAAAAUUUGGUACUGGAAAUAAACAAACACUGGAGAUCAUACCAAAGCAAAAGAACAUAAAUAUAAGAGAAAAAUUACUUGAAUUUCAUGAAACUUAUUAUUCAGCUAAUGCAAUGGCAUUAUGUGUACUUGGGAAAGAAAGUUUAGAUGAACUUGAAGAAAUGGUAAUAAAAUUAUUUUCGCAAGUAAAAAAUAAGGACAUUGAAAUACCUGUUUGGUUGGAUCAUCCUUUUACUGAAGAGGACUUCCAACACAAAUGGUACAUUGUUCCAAUAAGGAACACAAGACGUUUAAAUAUUACAUUUCCUUUGCCUGAUUUACGAGCACAUUACAAAUCUAUGCCAGCACAUUAUCUAGGAUAUUUAUUAGGACAUGAAGGAAAAGGGUCUUUACUAUCUGCAUUGAAAGCAAAAGGAUGGUGUAAUUCUGUUAUAUCAGGCAAACGACAAAGUGCCAGAGGUUUUAACUUCUUUAACGUUAUUGCUGAUUUAACAGAGGAAGGUAUACAGCAUGUUGAUGAUAUCAUUCUAUUGACUUUCCAAUACAUUAAUAUGUUAAAAAAACAUGGACCCGUUGAAUGGAUAUACAAUGAAUAUAAAGACAUUGCUGAAAUGAAUUUUCGAUUCAUGGAAAAAAUGCCACCAAAACAAUAUGUUAUUCACUUGGUAUCCCGUGUACAAGAUUUUCCAAUGGAAGAAAUUUUGGUUGUGGGUAACAUUAUCAUGACAUGGGAUCCUGACUUAAUUGAAUCAAUUACGAAAUAUUUAGUGCCUGAGAAAGUAAGAAUUCAUGUUAUUGGUCAAUUAUAUGAAAGUAUAUGUAAUGAAACUGAAAAAUGGUAUGGUACUAAAUUUAAAAAAGAAAAAAUACCGAAACACACAAUUGAUCAAUGGAAUAAUGCUGGUUACAAUCCAGAUCUCCAGUUGCCACCAAAAAAUGAAUUUAUACCAAAACGAUUUGAUACAAAACCAACAGAGAAUGUGACCAAGUUUCCAGUAAUUAUUGAAGAUACUCCAUUCAUGAGACUAUGGUUUAAACAAGAUGAUGAAUUUCUUGUACCUAAGGCCAAUUUGUGGAUAGAUUUUGUCAGUCCAUUGACAUAUAUAGAUCCUCUUAGCAAUGCCUUAACUGUCAUGUUUAUGCUACUACUUCGUGAUGCUUCGAAUGAAUAUACAUAUGCUGCUGACUUGGCAUGUCUCAAAUUUGACACUAUUAUUUCCAAAUAUGGAAUAACAAUAACAAUUGCUGGAUAUGAUGAUAAACAGCUUGUGUUUCUAGAAGAAAUUCUGGAUAAGAUGAUCAAUCUUAAGGUUGAUCCAAAGAGAUUUGAACCUUUAAAAGAAAAUUAUGUCAGAAGUCUAAAAAACUCUUAUGCUGAUCCACCAUAUGCUCGUGCAUGUUAUUAUCUUACUGUUUUGUUAUCAGAACAGGUUUGGAUGAAGGACGAAUUAUUAAAAGCAACUUCAUAUUUAACAGUGGAAAGGAUGCAAGAAUUUAUUCCACAAUUUUUAAGUAAAGUACAUGUGGAAUGUUUAAUUCAUGGCAAUGUUACAAAAUCAGAGGCUCUUGAGACAGCUAAGUUAAUAGAAUCAAAAUUAGCAAAUUCAGUUCCUCAGAGAAUACCACUCUUGUCCAGGCAUAUGAUUUUGAAUCGUGAAAUUAGAUUGGAAGAUGGUUGCAAUUUCUUGUUUGAAAUAGAAAAUACAUUUCAUAAAAGUUCGUGUGUACACGUUUAUUAUCAAACUGGAUUACAAUCAACAGAAUCAAAUAUGUUACUUGAGCUCUUGGCACAAAUUAUCUCAGAACCAUGUUUUACCACGUUAAGAACUAAGGAGCAAUUGGGGUACAUUCUAUUUAGUAAUGUGCGAAGGACAGACAGUGUACAAGGUUUAAUGAUAUUAGUUCAAAGUGACAAGCAUCCAAAGUAUGUUGAACAAAGAAUUGAUGCAUUUUUACACUCUAUGCUGGAAACCAUAACAAAUAUGUCAGAUGAAGAAUUUAACAGACACAAAGAGUCAUUGGCAGUAAAACGUCUAGAAAAGCCAAAAUUACUGAAUACUUUAACUAAUAUCUUUUACAAUGAAAUUUCAUCACAACAGUAUCAUUUUGACCGAGUGAAUAUUGAGGUUGCAUAUUUGAAAACAAUAGAAAAGGCAGAUAUACUAAAAUUCUACAAGAACAUGCUCCAACGUAAUAUGCAGCAUAAAUUGUCGGUACACAUAGUUUCAACUAUAGGAGAUCAAGAUACAACAGAAAAGGACGCAAGCAAAAGUACCGAUUUGGAUAAUUCAAUAGUAGAAUCUUUCGAUUACAAGAAGAUAGAUGACAUUAUGGGAUUUAGAAUUAGUCAGUCAUUGCAUCCAUUACUGAAGCCCUUUAGCAAUAUACCUAGAAAGGGCGCACACUCAUCCAAAUUGUAACGAUUUUAAGAGAUCGUAAUUGCAUAUUAGAAAUUUUAGUAUAAAAAAAUACGGAGCAAUGUCCUUAUCAUUGAUUUGGGGUAAGUGCUGUGCGGUCUUAUACAGUCCACUUAUCAGAAAACACCCUUAUGUACCCCACUCUGUGGCCCAUUAUUAACUUUUAUUUUUGUGUUAACUGUCUACAAUCAUGUCUGAAGGCUGAAUAACAUCUAAACUUUCUUCUUCGAUUCUGCUACACUAUGUUGACACUAACAUGCACACUAAUUUAUUGAUGUACCUAUAAAUUGUAGUAUACAACAAUCAAGUAACAUUUAAAAUCGCAUAAUCAUGAGUAUUGUUAAGAAAAAUAGGUGUUCUGAGAAUUGUCAGUUAUCUCUCUUCUUGAGUGUAGCUGAUAUGAUAAUGAAAAGCGCGAAUUUAAACAAAAUAGAGAAAAACCGUUCGAACUGUUUUAAGAAAAGAUGGGAAUAGCUCCACAAAUAUUAGACGCGUACUAAAUUACAUUGUGUGUAAAAGAAAUUGUAGAAAGAUUUUAAGAAAAAUUCCUGCUUCGAAUUGUUAUCAUAAUCGUAUAAGUUUAACAUUCACAUUAUUUUGCUACCAGUCUGUGGUAUUAUGGGGCCUUAACUUUGUGUUUCACUAAUGAUGUUCACCGGAAGAGAGCGGUUUUUAGAAUAACAACAGUUUCAACAAUCGCAAUUGUCAUAACAAAUAACUCAGAAUACGGAAAUAUUAGAAUGUUCGCGAGGUACGAACUAUCCAGUCCAGCCAAACUUUCACGAGGAGAGCGGGGCAAGUUGCGAUCGAUCGCAAUUGUUGCCAAUUUAUUUUUCUCCUUUGUACGAGCGUGGUUUUGAAAAUUUGUAUGAGAAAAUGUCAUACGAAUAAAUACAAAAGAGAAAUCUUUUAAAGAUUCUCCGCUGGUCAUUAAACCGCUGCCAUCCUCCUCAUCGAAUAGGUUGAGAAUUUUCAAUAAGUAUAUAAUUAAAAAAUUCAUUUGAAUCAUUA
Molecule: messenger RNA, 4612 nt
Organism: Megalopta genalis
Lineage: Eukaryota; Metazoa; Arthropoda; Insecta; Hymenoptera; Halictidae
Source: RefSeq, a predicted model, not a curated record